GUCAACUUUGAUACUAAAGACGAGAGACACAAGGCAGAACACCGCGAAGUACAGACUGAACAUGUUCCUUAAAAUUAUAUUUAUUUUGUCUACAGCAGCCUGCGUCGAGGCUGAAGGAAGUCAUACACUUUGUCACAUCUAUGGAUGUUUUGACUCUAGUGAUACUCAAAUCUGUACAGCAUUUGAUGGUGAUGAAAUAUACUAUGCAGACUUUAAUAAAGAUCUUCUGAUUUGGGAGAGCAAAAUUGCCACAAGUUUUCGUUCACCCGACGCUUACAAAUAUGCAGUAUUAUAUCGAAGCAUGUGCAAAAAUGACAUCUACAGAUGGAAGCCAGACAAGUCUGUAAUAAAGAAAAAAGAGCCACCAGAAUUCAUCAUCUACCCCAGAGAUGAAGUGAUAACAGGGGAAGAUAAUACCCUCAUCUGCUUCAUCAACCGCUUUUUUCCUCCUUUGAUCAACAUUAAGUGGACCAAGAAUGAUGUAGUAGUAACAGUGGAAGACCCUUUCAUCAAAACUUUGUCCAAUCCUGAUGGGACCGCUUAUGUUUUGUCCUACCUCAACUUUGUGCCAGAGAAAGGAGACAUCUACAGUUGCACUGUGGAACAUGAAGCACUGGAUGAGCCUCAGACCAGGUUUUUGGAGGUUGAAACAGAUGAGAUCAGCAAAGGUCCAGCUGUCCUCUGUGGAUUUGGCCUGAGUGUUGGAUUGCUUGGAGUUUUCAUAGGAACCUGCUUUUUUUUUAAAGCAGUGCACUCUGGUCCCACUGCUUGAGAUGUAUACUACAUAUUGUAUAGAGCUGCAUAAUCCUUCGUUUGUUUCCAGCAGGCAUAACUUUCAUCUGUGGUUACUGACAAACCUCAAGUGUCUCGUAUUUGCAUCACCUGUGUAAUGGCGUUAAUGGCGUCGUUCUUUGGCUGAUAUGUCAGUGUUUCUAUAAUAAAACUUUCGCUUUCA
Messenger RNA from Oreochromis aureus, 955 nucleotides. RefSeq names its product H-2 class II histocompatibility antigen, A-Q alpha chain-like. Gene Ontology annotation, biological process: peptide antigen assembly with MHC class II protein complex; immune response; positive regulation of T cell activation. NCBI's taxonomy places the organism in Eukaryota, Metazoa, Chordata, Actinopteri, Cichliformes, Cichlidae. The record is from RefSeq and is a predicted model, not a curated record. Gene Ontology annotation, molecular function: MHC class II protein complex binding. The transcript is spliced from 4 exons. Gene Ontology annotation, cellular component: membrane; MHC class II protein complex. The coding region runs from base 62 to 772 and encodes 236 amino acids.